Molecule: messenger RNA, 1884 nt
Organism: Cladocopium goreaui
Lineage: Eukaryota; Dinophyceae; Suessiales; Symbiodiniaceae
Source: the annotation of a GenBank genome assembly
AUGUCAGCCAUUCUGAGUCCUGUUUGGUGGUUGGCCCUCAACAUCGUUGCCCGAAUGCACGAACCUUUGACACAUCACUUUGCUUUUGUUCGUACGAGCAAUGUUUGCAAUAUGCUCUCCCAUAUGACUUGUGGAAAAGCAAAAGAAAUCAGUCUGGAAAUAUCGGGUUUGAUGGCAUCAAACUCACACACAUGGGCAAAAUUGAUUGUCCUCACUCUGUUUGGGUGUGAAGGGGCGCUUCCCGAUGGUUUGGAAUUGGCUGACCUCCUGGAACUCGGUGUAGCUUUGAAUUGUCACCAUCAUGCAUCGUAUCAACGACGGAUCAUCAGAGAUACUCAAAGACUACCUUUAGCGUUAUUCUGGAUAGCAUUUGAAAGACCAGAGGUUCAAUGUCCUAUGAGGAAAUCAGUCGCUCAGUUCAUUCUGCAUUGCAAAGAUGAAUACCUAGAGGCUAACGCCCGUAAACUACGUGUUUUUGCCUUUGAAGAGUUUGAAGAGAUGGCGGCUUCGGGUAGAUGUGGUCCAAUAUUGUUUUCGAUUAUGUCAUGUGUGGCAGCGACUGCGAAGGGUGAUGUCGCCAUCAAUGAGGGGCACAACUCCCUCAUCAAAUCGAUUGUGCAGAGAUGUCGCAAUAUAGGGUUACCGUUGCUAUCGGCAAGGUCCAAUUGUAAGAAGGAACUCCGAGUGGGAAUUCGAGGUGCUCCAUCGAAAUGGUCUCAGGUGAAGAAGCAGGCUCUAUGUAUGGUUCAGGACUCUGUGGAGAACUACCAAGAUGCCUUUGGCAAGAUUCUCUCUGACCCAGACCGCUUCGCCCAAUCCAUUGAUGCUGAACGACAGAGAGAUUCGGAUUCUGGUUUCACACUUCCAGACAAAGGUAGUAUCACUUCAUGGGGGGUAGCUACAGCGAAGAAGCAGGAGAUCAUAACCGAUUUGCAAUCCGCGAACGAACUUAUUCUCACCGAGAUUUCCGAUGAUGCCAAAGCAUGGGCUUAUGUUCAAAGCCUACGUCUUCACCGUACAAGGCAGCCAAUGUCUGCAGAGACUUGUAUCACACUGGGGUCUCUUACUGAUAAAGAUUCCUCUGGUGAACGGCUUCUCUCCACAGCUUGGAUGAUUUCUGACAAGAACUACAGCCUAGCGAUGUUGACACAGCUACAAGUUGUACAUGUCACAUCUUGUCGGGAUCAUUUCGUUCAAGCCGCAGAACGUUGUAGUCCUCCGGGUACAGAGUUUGAUUUUUUGCUUUUCCCAACGAAGCCUUUGUGUGCAAUACCCAGCACCGAUUGGUUUGCUGCUGUUGUCUAUGAACAGUUGAUAGCAGAUGACAAACGUGAUAAGGCUCAACUCACUCCCAAGAUCUUUCGACACAAACUACGUUGGUGCUACUGUUUGGAAACUUGCACUUUAUUUGCAGUAGCCAACAGUAAGGAUGAGUUCCCUUUACUGACAGUGACAGUAUCCAAGUCGAACAAUAAAAGGCGGAAGAAAACUAUCACCAAAGACUCCUUGGACUCAUUGGAUUCCGAUAUGGAGGACAACCAUGACGAUGAUACUCAUGAUGAUGACAUUCAUGGGGGGCAGGGACGUCGCAGUCGAAAAUCCAAGUUAGUGGCCUUAGCUGUGAAAUUGGCUACAGGGUCAGAGUCAGCUCUUGAAGGAGGAGGGGAAGAUGAUUUGGAGGACGAUGUAGCAAUUGCAUUAGCUGCUCUCGAAGCUGGGGGUGAUAUAGAUGAAGCGCAAGAUCAUUUUGAAGACUGGCGAAAUGAAGAUAACGAUGAUAUAUGCGCAGAUCUGUUCGACAAACGAGAUCACGAAAAUGUUUCAUCUUUGGAGGCCUCAGUCAGACCGUAUCCUUUUACAGAAAUAAUAAACAACAUAACGUAA